AUGCAGCUUACUGGUCUUUUCGCUACGGCUUUUGCCCUCCUCGCAUCUACUGCCUAUGCCCAGACUGGUUCCCAGGGUACUGAUACUGGAAACAAGUUUUGCACGGGUCAAUGCCUCCCUAAGAGUUCCGAUCUCCCCUGCAGCAAGCCGGAGUGGCAAGCAUCAUUGGGUUGCUACAUGUGCUGCCUCGAUAAUGAUAAUUCGGGUGGCUUUGCGGACAGUCUCCCUGACGAUAUUCUUCCUGACGACAUUAUUGGCGACGAUGACUGA
Aspergillus costaricaensis CBS 115574 is the source of this 270-nucleotide messenger RNA. RefSeq lists its product as uncharacterized. The transcript has 2 exons. NCBI's taxonomy places the organism in Eukaryota, Fungi, Ascomycota, Eurotiomycetes, Eurotiales, Aspergillaceae. The record is from RefSeq and is a predicted model, not a curated record. Bases 1 to 270 code for a protein of 89 amino acids.